Messenger RNA from Alternaria alternata, 796 nucleotides. RefSeq lists its product as hypothetical. Lineage: Eukaryota; Fungi; Ascomycota; Dothideomycetes; Pleosporales; Pleosporaceae. Bases 226 to 738 code for a protein of 170 amino acids. The transcript is spliced from 3 exons. The record is from RefSeq and is a predicted model, not a curated record.
CAACACCUUGAUCAAACCACUCCAUAAUCCCCGAGCCAUACAUUCCGUUGCCUCUGGGUCACCACAUGCGCGCAGUUGGUGAUCGCGCCACCCGUGAUAUGCACGCAGCUCCAUCGGUUCACAUCGGAGAGCCAACCUGCUGUACAUACGCAACAUCUCGAAUCACUCUUAACCCUUAGUCCCAUCUUCCUCUCUUAGGGGCCACAUUAUCCAGUUCUUAUUAUUAUGUCGAGCAACAAUACCGAGGAAGAGACGCCCACGGGAGCCAAAAGCGGUACUAUUGUUGUCGCUAUCGUCGUACCCUCAGUCUUGAUCAUCCUACUUCUUGGACUGAUCAUCAUGAACCGCCGCAGGGGCUCCAUUUUCCGACCAUGUAGCCGCGCCGAAUCUGGUAGCAAAGAGAAGCGCUGGAAAACGCGACAAGACGAGCUAGAAAGCCACAUCAAAUCUCAGAACUUCUAUGAUUGGCUCGCAAGUCAGAAAGAGAAGUCCGCUGUUACAUCACAACCACACGAUCCACUAUGCGCCAUCUGUCUGGACGACUUUUCCGACGAUGCGCAGGUUCGGGGCCUUCACUGCUCUCACGCCUUUCACUCACGUUGUCUGGACGAAUGGUUCAUAAGGUACAACGAAUACUGUCCAUUGUGUCAUCGACCGAUAAUACCGGGCUCUCGAUCGUCGAGGAGAAAAGCUCGUGAGAGACUGGAUCCGACCAUUCCAGUAGUCUUGAUGGUAUAGAUGCUGAGGUGGACAAGCUAAGAUGUGAUUACGACUCUGUUUGGUUGUUGAGUUUUCG